UGGGUUUCACUGAAACUCAAUCCGCCUCUGGGCAGACCCGGGAGAGAGUGGCUUCUCUGCGGCGCGCGGAGAUCGGGAAUCUGCCAAGUGCCCGGCCGGCCGCCAGUCGUCCCGUCGGGGCUGCGGGAGGGCAGCAUGCGGAGCGGGAGCGGGAGCGGGAGCGCGGCGUGGCUGCUGGGGGGCGCCCUGCUGCUGGCGGCCUCGGCCUCCGCCAACCGCACCCUGCAAGGAAUCAGCAGAAGCUCGAAAGGAAGAAGUUUGAUUGGCUAUCAUAACCACUCAUCUCCCAUCACUGGGAAAGGGAUUUCAGCGAGCCCAGGCUUGUCUGUGGAUGAAUUCUCCACCUCUGUCCUCACUGGGAAACUGACCACUGUCUUUCUCCCAAUCGUCUACACGAUUGUUUUUGUGGUCGGCUUGCCAAGUAACAGCAUGGCCCUGUGGGUCUUUGUCUUCCGGUCGAAGAAGAAGCACCCUGCCGUGAUUUACAUGGCCAACCUGGCGCUGGCAGAUCUUCUGUCUGUCAUCUGGUUCCCCCUGAAGAUCUCCUAUCACUUCCACGGCAACAACUGGGUGUACGGGGAAGCACUCUGCAAGGUGCUUAUCGGCUUCUUCUAUGGCAACAUGUACUGUUCCAUCCUCUUCAUGACGUGCCUCAGUGUGCAGAGGUACUGGGUCAUCGCAAAGCCCAUGGUCCACUCCAAGAAGAUGGCCCACAUUGCUGUUGGCGUCUCCCUGGCAAUCUGGUUGCUGAUUCUGCUGGUCACCGUCCCCUUGUAUGUCAUGAAGCAGACUGUCUACAUUCCGGCCCUUAACAUCACCACCUGUCAUGAUGUCUUGCCGCAGGAGGUGUUGGUAGGGGACAUGUUCAAUUACUUUCUGUCUCUGGCCAUUGGGGUUUUUCUUUUCCCGGCCUUCCUCACUGCCUCUGCCUACGUGCUGAUGAUCAGGACCCUCCGGUCUUCCGCCAUGGACGAACACUCAGAAAAGAAGAGGCAAAGAGCCAUCAAACUCAUCGUGACGGUCCUGGCUAUGUACCUCAUCUGCUUCACUCCCAGCAACCUCCUGCUCGUGGUGCAUUACUUCCUGAUUCGAAACAGGAGCCAGAGCCAUGUCUACGCCCUGUACAUCACAGCCCUCUGCCUCUCCACACUCAACAGCUGCAUCGACCCCUUUGUCUAUUACUUCGUCUCGCAAGACUUCAGAGAUCAUGCCAAGAACGCUCUCCUUUGUCGAAGUGUCCGUACAGUCCAGAGGAUGCAAGUGUCUCUCACAUCUAAGAAGUUCUCUAGCAAGUCCAGCUCUUACUCUUCAAGCUCAACCACCAUUAAAACCUCCUACUGAGUUUCCCAAUUCCUUGGAUGAAAGCUUCAGGGGACAACUUAGACAUCCCUUGACGUGAGGGACGCUUCUGUUUUCUAGCCAAGUGGAACUUACCACAAACCACGUAUAUGCAGCCUAACUCAGGGUCACAAAGGACUUCUUUUGUUCUUUUGUUUGCAGGAAGGAAGUCUCCCCUAACUUAGGAACCCGUUUCAGCGUUCUUCUGCUUUAUGUUCUCAGGAACAGAAGGGAUUUUUCAGAAGGUGGCAAGUCACUACUUGCAAGAACUAGUCCCGGCAUGGAGAGUUACUUGCAGAAACUUUCACAUCACAAGGCAGUUACAGCACUUCAGGACUCUGAGAUGGUUGAUCCAGUUGACUGACUUUACAGAGGAGGAAUUGGACAGUAGAAUACGAAAGUUCAGUGGGAUCCUUGUAUCAGCUCACUGAAUCCUUUGAGGGGCUUGUUUUUGAAAGGCUGGACUCUGUGAUGGGAACUGGACUCUGUGAUGGGAACUGGACUCUGUGAUGGGAACUCAGGGACUUGGAUCGAUCGAUUAUGGAACCUGCAUUUUACAAGUCUCUUGCUCAAGUAAGUGAGGUUCUGGAACCCCUGAUCUGAGCACUGCUCAGGCUUUACAAAGUGCCAUGGGAGUUUCUGAAAAGAGGAGAAUAAAGACUACUUUGUGUUCAGGCCAUAAUGGCAUCUGUUGGCUUACCGAAACUUUCCUUUAAGCCUUUGCAGACAUUACCACUUCAAGGAAAAGGCAGUGAUGACUUUGAAAUACAAAUGUUAUCUAACGUUUUACUGAUCUCAGCCAGUAAAUCUUCAGGUCGUCUGAGUAACAGAAUGUGCUGUAACUUAGAACGGCAUUUUCCACUUAGUAUUUUUGUAAUUGGGGUUAGAAUAUUUAUUGUCAGUUUUGCUCACCUGUUAUUAAAUAUGAAAUCACAAUUUGUAUUACAUCUGUUUGGGGGAAACACACUAAAGCAGAUGUGCCUUGCAAUAUAUUAGAGGUCUUUGACUAAAAGCCAACAUUAUACAAUGGUUGUUUUGUGACUUUUAAAGCUAAUUGUUUUAUUGUAUGAUGUGUAAAUAACAGGACUUUUUUAUGACUUA
Messenger RNA from Erinaceus europaeus (western European hedgehog), 2439 nucleotides. It is a transcript of the gene F2RL1, whose product is annotated as F2R like trypsin receptor 1. The coding region runs from base 136 to 1341 and encodes 401 amino acids. The record is from RefSeq and is a predicted model, not a curated record. NCBI's taxonomy places the organism in Eukaryota, Metazoa, Chordata, Mammalia, Eulipotyphla, Erinaceidae. Gene Ontology annotation, cellular component: membrane. Gene Ontology annotation, biological process: thrombin-activated receptor signaling pathway; positive regulation of Rho protein signal transduction; blood coagulation. Gene Ontology annotation, molecular function: thrombin-activated receptor activity. The transcript is spliced from 2 exons.